This is a messenger RNA of Siniperca chuatsi (mandarin fish), 5023 nucleotides long. RefSeq names its product rho GTPase-activating protein 26-like. Gene Ontology annotation, molecular function: protein binding; GTPase activator activity. The transcript is spliced from 24 exons. The record is from RefSeq and is a predicted model, not a curated record. Gene Ontology annotation, biological process: signal transduction. The coding region runs from base 610 to 2958 and encodes 782 amino acids. NCBI's taxonomy places the organism in Eukaryota, Metazoa, Chordata, Actinopteri, Centrarchiformes, Sinipercidae. Gene Ontology annotation, cellular component: cytoplasm.
GGGGAUUAUCCGUGUCGGGGUAGGUUGAUGACGGUCCGCAGCGCUGAGCUGAGCGGGGCUGUGGAGAAAGCAGUGCAUUUAAAACCGCCCAGGGAAGACACCGCAUUUACGAGGCUAGUUUUGUUUUUUUUGCUGCCUCCCUCCCUCCCUCCUCGUCCCCGGUUGACUGUCCGGUCCACAAUGACUUGGUCGAGAGGAAUGCAGCACCGGUUUACCUGAGCAACUGGACACUUGUUUUCUUUUAACCAACCACCAAACACUUACCCUCCUGUGACUUUUUAUUUCAUUUAAUUGGAUGCCGUGUCGGACUGCUGCAGUUGCUGCCACUCUGAGAGAAAUUGGAGGACUCUUGCUUGUGUCAACUUGAGUGUUUAGCUUAAAUAAAGAAAAAGCAAGGUUAUGUAGGUAGGCAUUUCUCUCGGAUACAUCUCCACCCCGUUGUUUACAUGUUUUAAUUGGAUUUUCCAUCAUUUCCAGCAGCAGCAGCAGCAGCGGUAGUAGCUCAGGCUUUCCUCCCUCCUCCUCCUCUUGUUCCUCCUUCUCCUUUUCGGAGCAUUUUGCCGGGUCGUCCAGGUUGUGUCGAGGCCGGUGGUGGUGGUGAUAAAAAAGAUGGGACUACCUGCUCUGGAGUUCAGUGACUGCUACCUGGACAGCCCACAGUUCAGGGAGAGACUCAAGUCCCACGAACUGGAGCUGGACAAGACCAACAAGUUCAUCAAGGAGCUGAUUAAAGACGGCAAGGCGCUGAUCCAGGCUUUGAAAUGUCUGUCAACAGCCAAGAGGAAGUUUGCUGACUCUCUCAACGAGUUUAAAUUUCAGUGUAUUGGAGACGCAGAGACGGAUGAUGAGAUAUGCAUAGCCAAGUCUCUUCAGGAGUUUGCUGCGGUCCUACAGAACCUGGAGGAUGAGAGGACACGUAUGAUCGAGAAUGCCAACGAUGUGCUGAUUAUGCCUCUGGAGCGGUUCAGGAAAGAACAGAUCAGUGCAGCCAAGGAAGCCAAGAAAAAAUAUGACAAAGAGACAGAGAAAUAUUGUGCAGUGCUGGAGAAGCACCUUAGCCUUUCAGCGAGGAAGAAAGAGUCACAUCUACAUGAGGCGGACAACCAGGUAGAUAACGUACGGCAGCAUUUCUACGAGGUUUCUCUGGAGUACGUCUUCAAGGUGCAGGAGGUCCAAGAGAGGAAGAUGUUUGACUUUGUGGAGCCUUUGUUGGCAUUUCUCCAAGGCCUGUUCACCUACUAUCACCACGGCUAUGAGCUGGCAAAGGACUUCAACCACUUCAAGACUGAUCUCACCAUCAGCAUACAGAAUACGAGGAACCGUUUUGAGAGCACGCGGUCGGAGGUGGAGAGUCUGAUGAGGAAGAUGAAGGAGAAUCCACAUGAACACAAGAGUGUCAGCCAGCACACCAUGGAGGGAUACCUGUUUGUGCAGGAGAAGCGCUCAUUUGUAUCUACCUGGGUGAAGUACUACUGUACGUAUCAUCGUGAGCCGAAGAGGGUCACCAUGGUCCUGUUUGACCCUAAAUCAGGAGGGAAAAUGGGAGAUGAGGAUAGCUUCAUUCUCAAGUCGUGCACCAGGAGGAAGACAGACUCGAUAGAAAAGAGGUUUUGUUUUGAUGUGGAGGCCGUGGAGAGGUCGGGAGUGAUCACCAUGCAGGCUCUGUCAGAAGAAGACCGCAGGUUGUGGAUGGAGGCCAUGGAUGGGAGAGAACCGGUAUACAAUCUGAACAAAGACAACCAGGCUGAAGGCCUGGCCCAGCUGGAUGUGAUUGGGUUCAACGUGAUGAAAAAAUUUAUCUAUGCACUGGAGACUCGAGGUAUCAAUGAGCAGGGCUUGUACAGAAUCGUUGGCGUCAGCUCCAGAGUACAAAAGCUACUGAGCCUCGCUAUGGAUCCUAAGACGUGUGCUGACGUGGAGCUAGAAAACCCAGAGUGGGAGAUUAAGACUAUCACGAGUGCUAUCAAGCACUAUCUCAGAAUGCUGCCUGCACCUCUCAUGACAUACCAGUACCAGAGGAGCUUCAUCAAAGCUGCCAAGCUGGACAACCCAGAGGCCAGGGUGACAGAGAUCCAUGCUCUGGUGCACCGGCUGCCUGAGAAGAACAGACAGAUGCUUGAGCUGCUGAUGAAACACCUGGCCAAUGUGGCCAAUCACCACCAGCAGAACCUGAUGACCAUCGCCAAUCUGGGUGUGGUCUUCGGGCCAACUCUGCUCCGCCCACAGGAGGAGACGGUGGCAGCCAUCAUGGACAUCAAGUUCCAGAACAUUGUUGUAGAGAUCCUCAUAGAGCACCAUGAGAGGAUAUUCAGGGACGUGCCGAGUUCUACAGGCAGUUCAACCAACAUGCAGCUCAACCUGACCAGGAGGAGAAGCACCGAGAGCAAAGCCCCGUCCUGCAGCGAGAGGCCUCUCACACUCUUCCACACACCAACACAUUCCCAGAAAGGUGAAAAAAGGAACAGUGUUGUCAAUGCCACAGUUGCAGAGCUGCAGCCGCCGGUUUCCUCUUCUGCCAACUGUAACAGCAGCAGCAGUAGCAACAGCAGCAGCCAAGGUCGAACCCCGAGACACAGCCUGACCAGCAACGACGGAGAGCCGGACACCCGGCAGAUCCGGCCCAGCUCACUGCUGAACCCAAAGAGUCGCGGCAGCAUACCAACUAGCGCGAUGUCUCCCAGCCCCACCUCACCACGUUCUCCCUCCUGGCCGAUGUUCUCGGCUCCAUCAAGUCCACAGCCGACGUCCUCUGCCUCCAGUGACUCCUCCCCUGUCAGUAUUGCGGGCAGGAAGGCUCGAGCACUGUAUGCCUGCAAGGCAGAGCAUGACUCCGAGCUGUCCUUCAUCGCUGGGACCAUCUUUGAGAAUGUUCAUACCUCCAGAGAGCCUGGUUGGCUGGAAGGGACUCUGGACGGCCGAACAGGACUGAUACCAGAAAACUAUGUGGAGUUUUUAUAGUCCAGGGCCAAGAAAAAGACUCUGAACUGGACGAUACUGGACAGGAGUUGACCAAACUGGACUGUAGAUGACUAGAUUUGACUGCACAAGACUGAACUGACUCUAUUCGAUCGUAUACUAUACUGAACUGGACCAUUGUUGAUAAGGCCGCUCUUGUCUUGACUAGACUGGGAAUUGAAACUGGACCAAGCAGAAACAUAUCAAAUGGAUAUAACGCAGGAACGAAGCAGACUGUGGAGAGACCCAUGAAUUGCACUGGAGAAAAAAAAAAAAAAAGACGAGUCCCACUGUGGUUUCCGGCUGUUAUUGGAUUAAUGUGGAUGACUUCCCAAGUCUUGGUGAAGAUGAUGUGGUAAUGAAUCUGGAAUGUGUGUGUGUGUGUGUGUGUGAAAGAGAGAAAAGUGGAUUGGGAGGGAAGUGAUUUAAGAGAAAAUCACUUGUAUAAAUGAGUUGAAAUUUAUGACAUGUGAGGCUUGUGAUUUUUUAGCCCUUUAUGAAUUUGAACUGCGCUGCCACUGCUUCAGCGUCUCCUCUUUUUAUCAUCUUCCUGCUGAGAUGAUGGAGAUGAUGAUAGGGAACAUAAUACAAAGCAAGUGGCCUUUAACUUUGGGCUUGCUAGUUCACCUCCUCACUGUGCGCGGUUUGAUUGCUAAUCCCAUUGGGGGACUGCAGUUUUUAAAGCAGAUUUAAAUGAUUGGGUUUUGUUGUACGGCUGUAAAUGUAUUUGUGAGCACUCGCUGUGGCGGUCCGGUAAUUCCCCAGGACAAGACUUAACCUAGCUAAUGUUUCAGAGCUCCAGUUCAGCAGCAGGAGCCCCAGGGCAGAUCAGCACAGGAUGAGGUCGUUUUGAAAACAGUUGGCUGAAAGGUCAGCUUUGGGUUUAUCCUUAUUUAUAAUGCCUCUCCCUGCAGAGCCCUCACAAAAAAUGUGAAAAAUUUCAAACAAGCUCCACAAGCAGAUCAGCGGUUUACAAUGCUGCGUAGGAGUGACGACUGAUUCCGGCUGGUUAAAACAAGCCCAGCUGUGAGUCCUCACUCUGCUUCCCCAGCUUAGAUAUUUUUUGAUUGUUGGAAAUAAUUGGAUCCAGUAUCGUAUAUAUGUGUUGAGUCAUGUUUGCUUUAUUUCAUUCAAUUCAGGGAAUUCUCAUCAACCAGGAUGUUGUAUUUUUCACAUCACAGAGCACUGAUGUUCUAAACCAUCAAUGUUUUUUUUUUUCAACCUUACUUCAGAAAUACAUAUGAUUGAUCAUAAGUAUUUAUUUUAAACCUGGAUCUUUUUCUCCUAGUUUUAACCAUCAUGCGGAUUCAAUCAGUCAGUUACUGCAGAUGCUUUAAUCUUCGACAGCAUGGAGUGAGCAAACAAUUGAAGUCGUUUCAAAGUCAAAAUAUGACACAGUCGUCCGUUGUGUACGUCAUGACCUAAUAAUGUAAUUAUCUAAAUAGGACGGACAUUUACAUUUGGCUCUGGAUCCAAAUGUAAAGAAAAGAGAAAUCAUUAAUUUUUCAGAAUGGUUCAGAUAUGUAUAUGAAAGCUGGUCUGCUUUGGGGCUCAUUUCAUGAGUCAAAGAUGAACUCUUUCUUUUAACCACUUGGUGAACGUCUGUUCUGAACGUCUGUUCACCAAGUGGGGGGAAAAAAAGUUUUUUUGUUGAACUUAAUUUUUUCUUUUAGGACAGAACAUUGAAAGAACAUUUUAGCAUUUUAACAGGAAAAUCAAAUGGGAGAGUAAAAAAAACAACAAACAAAUGUGAAAUGAGACUACUUUGUUCAUAUCUGAACCUCUUAUUUAUGAGAUUUUCUUAAAGGCGCAAUUCUGAACUGUAUUCAUUUUGAGGUGUUUUAUCAACAUUGUAAAUAAAUACACAGCAUUUGAUAAGGUAUAAUUUUUUUAAGUAUGAAAUUUUAUAUUUUGUAUUUUUAGCAUACUAACUUAAUUCCUUAAUUCCAUCUUUGUUGCCCAGAUUUUUGUAUCAUUUAAGUCUAUCUACAGCCUUAAAUAUUCUUUCAGAUGUUUCCGUGAAUUGACAAGAUUGUGCAGAAUUAAAGAUAAAUGUUCAACAGCUGCA